CCAGACGUGUGGUCCUUGUAAUCGCGAUACCACAGUCAUUCCCACUGCCUACCAUCGCACAUCAAAGUCUACCUCACACCAACAAAACACCAUGGCCAUCGAACACGCCCACCUCCUCAAAUCCACCACCUCCUUCGACACCGACAUAAACAGCACCACCAUCAAUGACGACGAUGACAACGACAUCGACGACACAACUCCAUGGCUCCAACGCACCCACACAACCCCUCUAAAAUCCAAAAUGCCCCAUCUCACACGCUCUGUAAUCAUACACACACUCCUCAUCUUUUGCUACACCUUCUUCGCCUGGCUCUACAUCUACACGAAUGCCUCCUUCUUCCCCUUCCACUCACACGCCGCAGACUACCCAGCACCCGGCCAGACAGCCCUCCUCGCCAUCCCCAGCCUCGACAUCCAGUACGCAUCCACGCCACAGGAACUGCGCUCCACAAGCGGCUACUUUGGCCCGCCAACGCCAGACAUGGACGCACAGUGGGACUCGCUACUGGACCGCAAACGCAUCCGCGUCACCGCAGCCGAACUGGCACGCAAUGGCCGCACGAGCGUUGCCAUGGGCGGCGACGGAGAUACUGAUGAUGCUGGUAGCGGCGACAGUGGCUAUCUUGCCUGGCUGGGCGUGUUUCAUGAGCUGCACUGUCUGAAUUUUGCGCGUAUGUGGAAGGACCGCGAUUACUACUAUCCCAAUGCUACCGAGUAUGAGGUGAAGUACAUUUCUGAGCAUGUUGACCAUUGCAUGGAUCGGCUCAGGGCUGUUCUUAUGUGCCACCCUGACGUCUCAGACCUGAUCACUAUGUAUUGGGAUAAAAGCACGAAGCCUAUGGUCAACGGCACGCGCAUCCUGGAGCGCUGUGUGGAUUGGGAUGCGCUGAUGGCAUCAACGGCAGACAGGCAGAUCUCAGCGGAGGAGAUGAGUGUGUUGAAGAAUCCGACUUUGUAACAUACGUCUUAAAUUAAGUUUUCCGUCGUGUUGUGCGUCAUAAAAUACUCGCUUCAUCAUGAUAAGCAUUUCU
Pseudovirgaria hyperparasitica is the source of this 1031-nucleotide messenger RNA. RefSeq lists its product as uncharacterized. The record is from RefSeq and is a predicted model, not a curated record. Gene Ontology annotation, biological process: mycotoxin biosynthetic process. Bases 92 to 958 code for a protein of 288 amino acids. NCBI's taxonomy places the organism in Eukaryota, Fungi, Ascomycota, Dothideomycetes, Acrospermales, Acrospermaceae. The transcript is spliced from 2 exons.